This is a messenger RNA of Sphaerulina musiva SO2202, 857 nucleotides long. Its product is annotated as carbohydrate-binding module family 63 protein. The transcript has 3 exons. The coding region runs from base 94 to 741 and encodes 215 amino acids. The record is from RefSeq and is a predicted model, not a curated record. NCBI's taxonomy places the organism in Eukaryota, Fungi, Ascomycota, Dothideomycetes, Mycosphaerellales, Mycosphaerellaceae.
GUUAAAAAGGGGGUCUCGUCUUCUUCUUCUUUUCCAGCAUCGUUGUUGUUCUAUUCGCUCCUUCGCAGACACCUUAGACACUCCAUUGACAUUAUGUUUUCAAUUCUUGCUAUGCUAGCAGCCGCUGGUACGGUUGUUGCAUCAAACUCUGGACAGGCCACUUUCUAUGGAGGCAACACGCAGGGCGGCAUGUGUUCUUUCAGCACAUAUACCAUUCCAUCAGGAAUCUAUGGCACCGCGAUGUCGAGCCGCAACUGGGACGGCAGUGAGACAUGUGGCGGUUGCAUCGAGGUGACGGGACCAAAUGGCAAGAAGAUUACUGUCAUGGUAGUCGAUCAGUGCCCUGAAUGCGAAUUGAACCAUCUCGAUCUGUUCCAGGACGCCUUUGCUGAACUGGCCGAUGUAAGCAAGGGUAUCAUCGAUGUGACCUGGGAAUAUGUGGAUUGUCCCAUUACUACCCCACUGCAGGUACACAUGAAGGAGGGAGUAUCACGAUACUGGUUCUCUGCGCAGAUCGUAAAUGCCAACAAGCGCGUUGCAAGCAUGGAAUACAGUACAGAUGGAGGAAGCUCGUGGAAGAGCGGACUCACCCGCCAGCCCUACAAUUACUUCGAGCUAUCAUCCGGCACUGGUACGGACACGGUCGCCAUUAGAGCGGAGAGUGUUGAUGGUGAUCGUGUGGUCGUGAAGGGAGUCAGUGUGACUGGAGGAAAUCUGGUCAAAGGACCGGCCAACUUUUAAGUGCUGGUGGAGCAUGCCCUGGGGCUGACAGUCUCUUCCUCCUCAAAGUUUUCGACCUGGAGAGACGCUGUGUAGGCGCAAUUGUAUAGACUCGAUGUAGUCGAUUUGGAUUCUCC